CCUGUCAGAAAUGUUAAGGUGAACUGACUUAUAACUGAGGUCCCCAGUGAGGGGCCAGGACGACACUGGACAGGACUGAACACCGUACAGCGAGACAUGGGAUCUGAUUCCCCGUAGAUCUCACUCCAAUGCACACAAAGUGGUGAAAUAAAUCACAAAUUGACAAGAUAAUGAGAGACUCCGGCGGCAAAUCUAAAGUAAUCAACCCUUUGUUCAAGGGAGCACGAACUAUAGAGACAGAUCAUGCAACUGGUUUGGUGACCAUGGAAGAAGGUGCCCUCAGUGGCUGGAUGUCACCUGCUCCCUGGAUCCAUCUGCUCCCCUACCUGUUCCUGCAGUCAGUGGUGAUGGCUCAUCUUGACUGCACAUUUAACUCCGGGACUCUCUUGCUAUGUUCAUGGGAUGCAAACAGGAAUUUCACAUCAAGGCCAUGCUACAUAUCCGCUUAUGAUGAGAAAAGGUGCAGCGGCCCCUUCAAUCAGGUGACUGUCAUGGUGUUGGAAACUGAACCCCUACCAAUUAGAUAUUUAUGGCAUAGCCUAAGGGAAGGCCUACAGGAUCAACAAACAAGAGACAUACAAGGCUUCUGCUUUCUUACCCCGAAUGGUAACCCAAGAAAUUGUGCAAUGAAUCUCACUACUGAUGGAAAACCGAUGAAAGAAAUUUUGCCUGUUGACCAUAAAUUAAACCUGAGCGUGAUCUGUAGCAGCGGAAUAGAAAGCAAUACAAGUGUUACCUUCCUAUCAGACUUCUCUGUAUAUCACAACUUGUGCCUGGAUCCACCGCUGUAUACUCAGAUCAGGAUGAUAAGCUAUGGGGUAUGGGAACUCACAUGGAACAUAAGUCACAGCAGUACAGUAAAAGAUACAGAAACUGAAAUCCACUACAAACCUGUUCAUCACUUAUGGCAGGAUGCCCAAAAUGUCACAGUUAAAAAUGUCAACUUAGUCACAUUGUACAAACUACAUCCUGAUACUGAGUAUGAAGCCAAAGUGCGAGUGAACCAGAUGAAUUUCCCAGGAGGCAGAUGGAGUGACUGGGGCAAGCCGGCACAAUGGACAACUCCUCAUGAAGGUCGUCUGGACUGUACACACAACAGCUUUGAUACUGUGUCAUGUUCAUGGGAAGUAGCUAGAAACUUUGUUUCGACCCCAUGUUACUUGGCUGCUUAUGUUAAUAACUACAGGAGUAUAAAAGGAAACUGCUAUCUCCCCCCUAGUGGUGAUCUUAGAAGUUGUGUAAUUAAUUUUACAGUCAAUGAUGAAUAUUAUAGAGAUGCAUUAACAGUCGCACAUUCCUUGAAUGUGAGUGUGAUCUGCAGCGUUGGACAGAAGAUGAAUAAGACGGUCACAUCUAUGUCGGAUUUCUUUCCAUUUUACAGUCUGCGUCUUGAUCCACCUAUGUUCCUUGACAUCGAGAUGAUAGAAGAUGGCACAUGGAAUCUAACUUGGCACAACAGUUAUAGACAUUACAUAGAUAAUGUGGAAACUGAAGUCCAAUUCAAACCAGUGAAAUGGUCGUGGAAGGAUUCCAAAAGGUUCACACUAAAACAAACAGAUCUGUCAGCUUUACUGCGUGACUUACACCCCGACACUCUAUAUGAAGCCAGGGUGCGCAUUAACCAGACAAGUUUCGAAGGUGGAAUGUGGAGCGAAUGGAGCAAGCCCCUACAAUGGACAACUCCUCCUAAAGGUUCACCCUUUCCAAUACCAGUAGUGGUAGGCAUCGUAGUCCCUUGUGUGAUCCUGCUGGUCAUCCUUUCUUCUUUAAAAAGUGUUAAGAAGAUAGUGUGGGUAGAUGUUCCCGAUCCAUCUCAGUUUUUCCAUCCCUUGCUUAAUACUCACAAAGGAAACUUCAAGAAAUGGCUAUCCACCCCUUAUGAUAUAUCACCAUUCUUUCUGAAUCCAAGCCCAAUUGAUAUUUCUCCUCUGAACAUUAACUGUAAGAACGAAGAACAACAUCUGAAAUCUCCCCCCACCCCCAAAGCAGAAGUGAACAAAGACAGAACAGGACAGUCCGGCUCAAGCUUUACCAAUAAAGAAUAUUUCUCCUCCAUCUAUCUCGGCUACGACCAUUUUCCAACAACACUUGUAAAUGAGCCUUUGCACUCCCCAACCGAUGAACAUAUGCCUUUAUUCCAGGCUGAAUAUCUCUGCGCCCCUCAAUCUAUUGCUUGGUUUGGUGUCCACAAUGGGUCUUUUCAACGGGAUGCUCCCCUUACAGUCAUGCAGAGGCCUGCACUAGUAGAGGAAAUCCUUGACAAACCUGGAUGUGAUGAUGAAAACUGUGACAUUUCUAGUCCUCGAGAAACUGAGUUGGUGAAAGAAGAAGGAACAGAAAAUAAAGACCAAAAACUAUCUCUUGAUACAUUUUCCACUACUCCCGUGGCACAUAAGAUUGGUGGCAAACCAUUAAAUGAAGCUGAUGUUGCCGCAGACUACUUAUCCUUAAAAGAACUACACCAGAAGCAUUGCCGAGGAGUGUGAAUGGGUUACCCAAUUUUAUGCUGGAUUCAUACCUUGUAAGAUGAAAAAAUUUGCCUAAAAUACAUAUAAAAAUGGAUGUAAUUUUUAUCCAAUAAUGUGUUCUAUUAAAGUCUAUGUAAAAGAGUUUGUCAGUGCACAAAUUGUUUGAAAAUACAGCAGUAGUUCCAAUGUUGGAAAUACCACAUUUUUUUAAACAAUGUGUGCACUGACAGACACUUUCCAUAGACUUUAUAUCAGAACCUAUAGGGUUAAAAAGGUUCUGACAGAUUAUUUGUUUGUUUUUGUUGCUGGGUUACGCUUAGCUGUCUGGCUGGUCAGUUGACCUUUUGAUGAGAGCACCUGGGGGCUUGCCUAUUUAACCUGGCAGUUUGCUCUCAUUCAGAGCCUGUGAAAGAGUCCCAACUCCAGUAGCUAGCGAUUAAUCCCUGUUUAUUCUUGUUAACCCAGCACCUUUGACUUUUGGCUUCUCUUCUUGACUUCUCUCUGAUAUUAGCGAUUUUGUACUUUGACUUCUCCUGGCUUUUGACGCGGAUUGUGGAUUUUUACUCAUUGUGUGAGUGUGUUAGUUUUGUUAGUCUGUCUGUUCCCUACUGUUCCUUGACACUUUAAUAUAGCACAUUAUCAGAUAAUAAAAGAACUUCCACUUUAAGGAUUAAAGGGGUACUCUGCCCCUAGAUAUCUUAUCCCCUAUCGAAAGGAUAGUGGAUAAGAUGUCAGAUCGGGGG
This is a messenger RNA of Hyla sarda, 3211 nucleotides long. RefSeq names its product interleukin 2 receptor subunit beta (gene IL2RB). NCBI's taxonomy places the organism in Eukaryota, Metazoa, Chordata, Amphibia, Anura, Hylidae. The record is from RefSeq and is a predicted model, not a curated record. Gene Ontology annotation, biological process: immunoglobulin mediated immune response; cytokine-mediated signaling pathway. The transcript has 18 exons. Gene Ontology annotation, molecular function: protein binding; cytokine receptor activity. Gene Ontology annotation, cellular component: membrane; external side of plasma membrane. Bases 171 to 2486 code for a protein of 771 amino acids.